AUGUACGUAUGGUAUGUGAAGCCACUAAGGUGGAUACACAUGCAGGUAUGGACAAAGGAGUUGAAUGAAAGAAAGAUGCAUGACUCGCUGUGUUUUUUCAUUUGGGAGCUCUGGCAUAGCAUGUAUCAGAGCCUUGGCAUUUGGCAACACAACAUCUCAAGAGCUCAUGUGAUGCACGAGGUUCUGGCGCUCAUUUAUCCCAAUACUAUGUUUGAGUAA
Messenger RNA from Sphenostylis stenocarpa, 219 nucleotides. The record is from the annotation of a GenBank genome assembly. NCBI's taxonomy places the organism in Eukaryota, Viridiplantae, Streptophyta, Magnoliopsida, Fabales, Fabaceae.